This is a messenger RNA of Ceutorhynchus assimilis (cabbage seed weevil), 4275 nucleotides long. The record is from the annotation of a GenBank genome assembly. Lineage: Eukaryota; Metazoa; Arthropoda; Insecta; Coleoptera; Curculionidae.
GCCCAUCAUACUUUCGCACGCCGCCAUGUUAUCGAUUUUCCGGAAAAACAGACCGUCGAGCUUCUCCUUGAAGCUGAGCUUUACGUUUUGCCAGCUGAUCGAUUUUCGAGCAAGUCCCCCGCCAUCAGUUAUCCCAGUUAUUAGGUGAAAGAAAAACAAGGCUACAGUGUUGUUUUUCGUUUACAACUAAAAACAUUAUUUCGCGGUGACUUCUCCAGAAAAAAAUUACAGGAAGUUAUUGAAGAAGUAAUUAACAGAUUGCUGGUUUAUGAUGGCAGGAGCAGAUCCAAAAUGGCAAAAAGAUGCAGCCGACCAGAACUUCGACUACAUGUUCAAGCUCCUCAUUAUCGGAAACAGUUCAGUAGGGAAAACCUCGUUCCUGUUUCGCUAUGCUGACGACAGUUUCACGUCGGCAUUUGUCAGUACAGUUGGGAUUGAUUUCAAAGUUAAAACCGUUUUCCGGCACGAUAAAAGAGUAAAAUUGCAAAUUUGGGAUACUGCAGGACAGGAAAGAUACCGAACAAUAACAACCGCCUACUAUAGGGGAGCCAUGGGAUUUAUUCUUAUGUAUGAUAUCACAAACGAAGAGUCCUUCAAUAGCGUACAAGACUGGGUAACGCAAAUUAAAACGUAUUCGUGGGAUAACGCCCAAGUAAUCUUAGUGGGAAACAAAUGCGACAUGGAAGAUGACAGAGUAAUUAGUUUUGAGAGAGGCAAGCAACUAGCCGAACAACUUGGGGUCGAGUUCUUUGAAACUAGCGCUAAAGAAAACAUGAACGUCAAGGCUGUAUUCGAGCGCCUAGUAGACAUAAUCUGCGAUAAAAUGUCUGAUAGCCUAGACACCGACCCCAACCUCAUGUCGGGUUCCGGAAAAGGACAGCGCCUAACUGACGCCCCGCAGGGUCCUCAAACUGGAAAUUGCAACUGUUAAUACCAUUUAGGCUAAGAGUUGUACAGUGGAGGUUUAGUAUCACUUAUGGGGACAGCAGAAUAGAGAGCGAGAUUUUGUUUCAAUUCCAUACAUAUAUUUAAUCCAAAAGGAAUAAUUAUUCAUGUACGUAUCUUAUUCAUAAUUAUUCUUAUAUUAAUUGGUCAAUGUUUCUAUCUAAACUGCCAAUGGUAAAAGACAAGUACUUGAUAUUAGAUUACGUCAAAAAAAUGUUUAUUAUAUUUUCAUUUAAACGGUGUAGGUAUAUAAAAUCAUGCACAAUCUGCAAAUUUUAAUAAGUUACUAAACUGAUAUUAGUACAACAAAAAUAAAUUGAAUGUUUUGUAUAACCCAAUACCCCAAAGGGGUUUCCAUGUUCAAAUUGUACUUCACCUAUGACCAGAUGUUACAAUAAUAUACUUUUCUCAGUCUUUUAUUUAAAAAAGGAAUUUUGACUGUUUAGUAAGGUCCAGAAAGUAAUUAUUCAAUAUACAGCAGUCCUAAUAAGCUACAAUUUCAAAUAUAUUAAUAGAACCUUACUAAACAUGGACUUGUCCUUACUUAAUGAGACUGACUCUACCAAAUUUCCAAAAAUGCUUCUUAAUUAAGUGCAUAACUAAGACAUUCUUAAUGCGUGUUUAAUAAAUUAUUAUCGUUAACGAUGCUUCAACGAAUCCAAAAAAAAAAUCAAUGUUAGUUGAGAGCCCUUAAUUUUAAAUACAUGUACCUAAAAUUUUCUAUGGUUCCAUUUUGUUAAAACACAUCGACAUGGAAGAUCCCAAAUUAUUAUGAAAUAAUUUGAAACAUUUCCAAGUGGAGACUUCCUAUAAUUACUGUUUCCACAAAUGUGAAAGGGUCGCAAAUCUAAGUAUCGAUCACUCUUAUCUUGGCAUCCUUGAUAGCUUGGACUCUAUCUGCUGCUAUCAUUGGCAUUUAACAAUAAUUCUCCGAUCUAAGAAAUGAGCUCCGAUGGCUUGCCUAAAAAGACCUGAACUUUUGAAACAAAUUGUCUUAUUGAACCAUCUUUCUACCAUAGCAAUGGCUAUAUUCAAUUCUGUUUUAUAACAUAAACUUGUUGCGAUGAAGAAGUGCCAUAGUACCAAAGUCUAUUAUAAAGUUUUCUGGAAAUAAAUAAGUUAUUGCAUAUAAAAUGGAACCAACAGAAAGUAGAUUCCUAUAACAAUAUUCACAAACUCAUAAUAAUGUUUUUUUUCAAAUUUUGCCUCUCAUUUUACAUUAUGAAUAUGACUUAUCGAUCUGUACCUACCAUUCUAAUUAAGUAAAAGAAAAAUGAAAAGACACGUCAAUAUUAGUAAAUUACUUAAACCAAAAAAUAAAUAGGAAAGCAUGUACAUUUUUGAAAAAAAGACAUUAAAAGACAUUGUUAGAAUUUGUAUUAUGAAAAAAAAAAAAAUUGUAGCAUCUAAAAAUGCUUUAGGUUAUUUUUUUGUACGCUUGAGUAGAAUUUGAAGCUGUUUAUUGAUUUUUAGAUACUUAUAUAAUAUUUUUUCUCAUAAAAAUCGUAUCUAUCAAUCAUGAAAUAGAAAAUAUGCAUUUUUUAUGUUUUUGCAAUUUUUUUCAGAAAUCUAUGAUAUUCUUACCAAAGCACUUUCAUUUAGGUAUCAUUGUCAAAAUCUUAAAAAUGUUUAAACAGCUCAAGUGUGAAAAUAAAUUCAAAUAAAUCUAGGAAAAGUAAAUGUAGAUUAUUGUUGUUAAAUAUAUUUAAAUGAUAUUUUUAUUAUUACAAUUAUUUUAGGUAGACACUUUUUACCAGUUGUUGAAUUAAAUAAUUAUAUUUUUUAUCAUGGUAUUAUUCAAGACAAAAAAAAAUCUGUUGUGGUGAGGUACCUCACCUUCUUAAUUAUCGUUUUUAAAAGUAUGUCUAGCAAAAUUGUACUCGCUUCGUCAAAUUUGAUUUGUUACUAAAUAUCAUGAUACAAAACUAGUGACAAUAACAACUAUUUUGGGUACCAUUUUGCUUUUACAAUUAAUUAAGUACUUACCUACCCACCUGCUAUCAAAAAUCCAAUUAUUAUUCUUGAGAAUUUAAUUUUGACAUAUCCAAAGCCUAUAAGGUACACAUAAUGACAUAAAAAUAAAUUUAAAUAAAAAAAAGAGUAGGAAAUGCUUAACAUUUAUGUGCGGUUCAUGUAAACUAUUUAGAAAAGUCAAAUAAAUGUGAAAUGUAAAUAGGCAUCAUAUAGUUAAGAAUGUUGAAUAGUAAUAGUUGUUUUAAUACAAUGUUUCAAUUGGUUGAUUUGCACAUGUUUUGGCUUUUGUCCAUUUUCUUAAAUUGUUCAGCAUUGAAACAAAUGGGGCACUGUAGUAUCACCCAAUUUAAAUAUAACAUAAAAAUAUUCUGACCAAAAGGUGUACCAACCUUUCAUGAAAAUAAUUAAAAUGGUAGAAUUUCUUUGCCAAAACAUAAGGCGAUCAAUUAAAUAAUGGAAGUUUUGCGUGUGUGGAUGUGUUUUCAAUCGGGCUUAAAGAUAUUUAAAACCAAAGAAAGCCAUCAUAUUAACAGGGUUCACAGCAGAGACUUCAAACUUGGCAGUUUUAUCAAGGGUCAGAAGACCUUUGAAACGAUGUAUCACUUGAAUCCCGUUCCAUUUGAGAUUUGGGGGCUAAAGAGUUCCAAGUGGGAGGUGAAUUUUGCAUAGAAACUCAUCCGCCUCCAAAUUAUUGACUUUCGGGGAUUUUUUCUAUUAUUUUCAUAGGGGUGUGAAGUUUUUAAAUGGACACCCUGUAUAGGAUAUGAAUAGUUUCAGUAUAUUGAUCUAGAAAGGGUUUAUUAAAUGUGUGAAUUAUUCUGGUCCUCAUAACUGAGUACCUCAAACCCGAUUAAAAACACUUCUAAAAUUAACACUGGCGGUGAAAGCGUUUACUCACCUCAUCCAUGGAACUCGAAAGAAACACCCUUUUGAAAUCAUCAUGUCCAUAUUUAGAAAAUUAUGUCAAUAUCUACAAUGAUUUUCUCGGUCAACAACUUUUAUUGUUGCAAAUUCGGUGCCUCACUUAAAACAGGGGAUUAAAGGAUUAAAUGAAUAGUGUUUGUAAAAUAUUUCCUAUGUAAUCGCACAUUAUUAUGUUUUUUUUAAUUCCUACUGAUAUAUAGCCAUACUCAUAUUCAGUGUAGGUGUUUAUUGUUUUUUUUUCUCUUCAAAUAAGUGUUAUAGGUGUUUAUGGCUGUAUAUUAGAAAACUAUAUGGGCGCACAUACUCUUACACUUUUGAUUUAUAGAAAUUUAAAGUUUAGAGUAUUACGCAAAAGGGAUCUUUGUUGGAAAUUGAAUAAUUGUAAAUUACUUUAUAAGUUAGUGUAAUAUAAACUAGUGUCCACGCCUAUGU